Messenger RNA from Aedes aegypti (yellow fever mosquito), 1118 nucleotides. RefSeq names its product lipase member H. Gene Ontology annotation, molecular function: lipase activity. Gene Ontology annotation, biological process: lipid metabolic process. The record is from RefSeq and is a predicted model, not a curated record. The transcript is spliced from 2 exons. Bases 60 to 1079 code for a protein of 339 amino acids. Lineage: Eukaryota; Metazoa; Arthropoda; Insecta; Diptera; Culicidae.
CAUUGUACUAUACCGCAAAUAGUUUCAUUAGCUUUUCGCGGCUCUUAAUCCACGACACGAUGGUUCAGUUCCCAGUACUUCUGAUAACAUUAUCUUUGGCGUUUGAAGUUCAUUCUAGUUAUGCUGAAAAUCGCCGUCUACAAUUAGUACGAGAUAUCGAUGGGACACAGCAACUAGUGAACCCGAACCCGUACCGGGUAUUGAACGCCCACUUGGAACGGUCAUUCAACGCUCAAUCCGAUAUUAUCUUCAGAUUGUACACCAGAAAGAAUCCUGAGAAGCAUCAAAUCUUGAAACCAAACGAUACGAGCUCGAUUUUGAAUUCGAACUUCAAUGCCGAUCUUCCAACAAGGUUCCUAAUUCACGGCUGGAAUCAAAACGGAGAGUCAGACAUUCUAAUCGAAUUACGGCGAAGUUAUCUAUCGGUAGAAGAUUUCAACGUCAUCGGUGUCGAUUGGGGUGAAGGAGCACUUACAAUCAACUACGUCAUGGCACGCAAGCGAGUUGAAUCUGUGGGACUGGUGACAUCACAGCUGAUCGACACCCUCGUAGAUGCCUCUGGAGUCAUUCUGGACAGCAUCUACGUUAUUGGGCAUAGUUUGGGUGCUCACGUGGCCGGAAUUGUGGGAAAACAUCAACGUGGCCAGCUCAAUACCAUCGUUGGACUAGAUCCAGCUGGUCCUUUGUUCUCAUUAAACAGUUCGGAUAUCCUGAACCAAAAUCAUGCUCAGUACGUGGAAAUGGUUUCCACAGGUGCUCGAUUGUUGGGAACCUACGAGCCGUUGGGUGACGCCAAUUUCUAUCCUAACGGUGGACUUGAACAGGCUGGAUGCGGUUUGGAUCUUUUUGGCAUAUGUGCACAUGCUCGGUCGUGGAUCUAUUUCGCCGAAACGGUAACAAAUGGUAAAGGAUUCCGAGGAAUCAAGUGCGCCAUGAUCGAAGAUUUAGAGGGAGAGACAUGCAAUUUAAGUGGGCUUCCAAAUGUUUGGAUGGGUGGCGAACCAUCAAAUCACGAACGAGGAGUUAAGGGCAUUUUUAUGGUUCACACCAACUCAGAAGCACCCUUCGCGAAGGACUGACAGCAUUAUUUGCCGAUAAUAAAUUGUUGUCACAUGAAA